Messenger RNA from Saccostrea cuccullata (small rock oyster), 1693 nucleotides. Its product is annotated as circumsporozoite protein-like. NCBI's taxonomy places the organism in Eukaryota, Metazoa, Mollusca, Bivalvia, Ostreida, Ostreidae. Bases 116 to 1438 code for a protein of 440 amino acids. The transcript has 5 exons. The record is from RefSeq and is a predicted model, not a curated record.
CCCAGUCAUUUUUUAAUGAAACCAAGAGGUUGGCGUCGGCAGACUGUGUUUAGAAGUUGCUACUGUUAAGAUUAAUUUUACUUUCGUUUACUUGGAUUUUAGAACUUUUUCGAAAAUGAAGGGAACUUUGUGUAUCUUAUUAUUGUCCAGUCUCACAUAUAUAAAUUGCCAGAGUCUCAGUCAUAUGCCAGUUAGAACUAAUAAAAGUGGAAUUAACGACCAUCGAACAAUAUUAAACCUGGGACUAGGUCCCAGUUUUAGCAUGAAAGACCUAUUUAAAAAGCAAGGACCAAAUCUUUUAUCAAGAACAGACACCAAUUCCAAAACAAGCCAGCAACCUAAACAGAAGACGUUUACAUCUUUAUCUCAACAAAUUUCAGGUGCACUAGGACAAGGACAGGUGCUAAAGACCAAUAAAGAACUGCUCCCAUCAUCAUCGAAUGGUUUUCAUCCCUCUAUUAAAGUACAUGCACCACCUGAAAAAAGUGCUCCGAGAAUUGUAGCAGUUGGACCAGAACCUUCGCCAAACAAUGCUAAUACAGGUACGAGAGCUGAACCACCUCAAACUAAGCCAAAAGUGGUAGUUCCAUCAUCCAUACCAGUUGUUCAAUCAACCUUUAAUAACUCUCCAACUCAGCAAGCCAUGACAUCCAAUACACCUUCAAAUAGCAAGGCCCAAGCACCGGUACCCACUGCUGCCCAGGCCAAUAACCCACCUGCCAGCAACCCCACAUCCUCUGCAGGUACUAAUCCAGCGGCUAAUCCAGAAUACAGCCAAUGGUUCGGUAACAAUGUUCCUGCAGAGGUAUCACAACUUUCCCCGGAACAAUUGUCAAUGAUGACAGAAAGACAAGCUGAACAUUUAUUCAGAGUUCAGUUCCCAUCGCUUCAGCCAACCAUGAAUGCUAAUUCGAUGCCAGGAACUGGCCAGAAUGCUGGAAUGAACACAUGGACGUCAGGAAAUUCCAUGACUGGAGCGAAUCCUUUGGUCGGAAUGAUGAAUCAAAUGCUCCAAAGGCGUAUAAAUACAAGAGUUUUAGAGGCAAUGAAUCCACAAGAAGCUGGAAUAGAAAUUCCUCCGUUUGCCAAAAAAUUUGUUUGCAAUGGAAUUGUGCCUCCGGCUCCAGGAAAUGAGACAGCUAUGAAAAUGAUGACAGAUGGUACUAUGGCUCGUGCUAAUGCUAUGGCCCAAGGAUUAGAACUCAAGAUGAUGAAAGGUGCUAUUUUAUGCCACAAUAAAUUGGCUGAAUAUCAAGCUUGUGACAUCACCCCCAACUCUGACAUGAGGAAAAUGCCAUGUCAACGAAACAUUCCCAAUGCUUGCCAACCUGGUUGGACCUGCAGUUUGUACUCUGGCCAGAUGAUUCCCAUUUGUUGUCCUAAAACCGUCAGACAGGCAGUUAUGAUAGAUGAAGGCAUUCCUGUUCCUGCCAUCUAAAUCACAUCCAUCUUCAUUAUUUAAAUCGAAAUGAAGGCUUGACAUUGUGAUAUUCAUACACGAUGCUGAAAGGAGCCGACAUUUCUGCACACAUACCUCUAUGAUAUGCAUCGUACCUGAAAAAGGACAUUUUGUGACAAAUCACCUAUGUUUUCAGACAAAGGAUGUUAUUAGCAAUUAAUGUAACAGAAUAAACUUACCGUGUGUUUGCUCAUUGCUGAUGUUGUUACUCAGAAUAAAUGUAUCAAAAUACCA